AUGCCUUAUAGGGAGUGCACGAUCACACUGCAAGAUGUUGCAGUGCAGUUGAGGCUGCCAGUGGAUAGGGAGCCUCUGAUAGGAUCAUUAAGGUAUAAUUUGAAGGUUAUCUGCAAGGAUAUAUUGGGAGUUGUACCGUCUGACAUGAAAGGUCAGCGGUUGAGUCUUCUAUGGUUGGCAGAACAGUUUGAAGAAUUGCCAUCAGAUGUUGAUGUUGUGAGCGUUCAGAGAUACGCUCGUGCGUACAUCAUGCAGUUAAUUGGAGGCUUUCUUUUUGCUUAUAAGUCAAACACCCUAGUCCAUUGUAUGUUCCUCAAAUUCGUAUUCGAUUUCAACCAGGUUGGUACGUACGCGUGGGGCGCUACGACCCUCGCAUGGUUGUAUAGGGAACUCUAUCGAGUGAGUCAUGCACAGUCUUUAAAGAUUGUUGGCCCAUUAAUGCUGCUACAAGUAUGGGCAUACAAUGGAUUCCCCAUUAUAGCACCACAAAGAACGCUGCAGCAUUCAGAUGGUCGACAUUUGAAUUUCAGAUUAAUUGGACGCCGUACACACCACGUGGCAUUGUUUCCUCUUAGAUGUCGUAGUGGUCAAGCGGUGUAG
Molecule: messenger RNA, 600 nt
Organism: Cucumis melo (muskmelon)
Lineage: Eukaryota; Viridiplantae; Streptophyta; Magnoliopsida; Cucurbitales; Cucurbitaceae
Product: serine/threonine-protein phosphatase 7 long form homolog
Exons: 2
Coding region: 1-600 (199 amino acids)
Biological process (GO): meristem maintenance; meristem development
Source: RefSeq, a predicted model, not a curated record